Messenger RNA from Nicotiana attenuata, 790 nucleotides. RefSeq lists its product as uncharacterized. The record is from RefSeq and is a predicted model, not a curated record. The transcript has 2 exons. NCBI's taxonomy places the organism in Eukaryota, Viridiplantae, Streptophyta, Magnoliopsida, Solanales, Solanaceae. The coding region runs from base 56 to 790 and encodes 244 amino acids.
AAUCUCCAAAGGUCGGUGGGAGGCGAAAAACCAUGGCUUGCCCAAGGACGCGGAGAUGAGGUCUUCAAUACUAUGCCCCCUUCCGGUUCCGGGAGAAAAUAAAAGGCCCGGGGAGUCCGGUACGGACGAGCCUCAAAGGAAGACUAAGCGGACAAAAAGGGCCGCCCGCAAACCAAAAAGCCAAAUCGUCUUGUCCUCCGAGGAAGAGGAUGACAAAGAGGAUGACGAUGAGGAGCAGCCGGAGCUCGUCCGCCAUCGAUCCAUUCGACCGGACCCUGAGCCGGUGGUCGAUCCAGCUGAGGCUCCUCCCGAGGACGUGAGGGUUGAGGAUGCUAGUGAACCCUCGGCCCCUGCGCGGGCGUCCCCGGGUACCGAUCACCCGGUUACGUCCCCCCCGUCUUCCUCGACUUGGGGGCAGCUGCCGGACGACAUCCCGAUGAUGGGAGGUAGCUUCGAGACCUUUUUUGAUGGGGUACCCUCCGCCAACACUUUCGGGCUCGAAAUCCCCCGGAAAGACCCUCAGGCCGAAUCAAGUGGGACUUCGGCCGUCAACAAGCUUGUCGAUAGGUUUCCAGCUCCGAGCCUGGACCCGGACUGUAACAGGAUAGUAACUUUUGCUAUCCCCAAAGACGUCCGGGCUCUGGGGCCCCCGGUCGGGGUUGCAAGCUAUCUUCAUCACCUGAUGACGGAGGAAGACCGGGCUGCAACCGAGGCUGUAGAUUGGACAUGCCUUUUCAACGAAGCCCAGCAGGCGCAGCUCAAGGUAUUUGCUUCUUCCUUUUAUUUCUAA